AUAUGAACUCAGCAGCGUACUUAGUGGUGGGGUAUCUCAGCAAAAUGUUUGCCAUUAGGAAUAUACGUGUUUGUGUGUAUAACUCAGCAAUAUUUGCUGAGCUCAGCAAAAAUUGCCGGGCACAGCAAUUAACUUUCAAAAUGUCCAAAACAGCUGAUGCACGAAGAAAUCAAAACAAAAAAUUCCAGACGAAAAAAAGAAGAAGAUUGUAUACACACGCCGCUUUUUUUAUUUGAUUUAAAUGAAAAAAAUUCAAAAUUUUCUAUAUUCAUGGAACAAACAACCAAUAGAAGAGACUGGCGCAAACUGGUGAAAAAAUUGCAAAGAAAACGCCGAAGACAGAAGUUUGCCCAACAAAGGGAUAAGGAAUUGGAGGAAGCUGAAUUGGAAAAGCUAAAAGAUCCCUUGUACAAAACAAAGAUGGAACAACAAGAGCAACUUGAACAGCAACAACAGAUGGCAGAAGAUAAUGAACAUCAACUACAGGAGGAGCUAUGGCUGCGUAGGGAACUGUUGGCACAACAGCAAUUUAAAAGAGAUGAAUUAAAAAGACAGGAGGAGGAGGCAAAAUUAGUAGCUGAACUUAUUAAAAAGGAGGAGGAAUUAAAGCGGCAAGAAGAAGUGCGUAGGAAAAAACGGGAAGAGCUAAAUUUACGUGCCGAAAAAGAGGCCAAAGAAUUUGAAGAACUCAUGGUUUGUAUGCAAGAAUAUUUGGAGGAUAGCAGCAUGAAAACUCCUGAACGACUGGACCGUUGUAUGGAAACGAAACCUGGAGAGAAACCAUGUGAAUUUUUCCUAAAAACUAAUUCUUGCCGUUUUGGCUCCGUCUGUACGUUUAAUCAUAAAAGACCUUUGCUGGCCAAAACCAUUUUAAUUAGACAUUUCUUUCAACAUCCAUUGCUGGAGCAACAAAAACAUGAAGAAUACUCUAGGUCUGAUAGUGAAUUAGAAUUAAGUGAACGGGAUUUGCGUGAUGCAUAUGACGAAUUCUGUGGAGAUGUUUGGCCCGUAUUAGAAGACUUUGGUACCAUCAUCAACUUUCGAGCAGUACGUAAUGUGCAAAGUCAUUUCAGAGGCAAUGUUUUUGUAGAAUAUGCCGACAAAAGAUCUGCUUUAAAAGCCUUCAUGAAUCUUCAUAAUCGUUAUUAUGCUUCGAAACGUUUAAAUGUUGAGUUUUCAAAUAUACGUGCCUGGCGUACUGGAGUCUGUGGUUUAUCGUUAGGCCGAAAAUGUCCCAAGGGUGUGGAAUGUAACUUUUUCCAUUUCAUGAAAAAUAAGGACAAUAAAUACAACAAGCAUAUUUUAACACGGGAACCAAAAACUCCAAGCGUGGCCCAAAGUUCAACAAGAAGACAAGAAACACCGCUCAUAAGCAGUGGCUGGAGUACCGUACAUUCUGGUAAAAGUCAAAAAACAUACUCACGCAAUUGGCGUUGGUCUGAAAGUCCAGAAAUUGAACUUAAAUCCAAAACUAAUUUACCUACAAAUUCAGAUGCAACAAAUGAACGCUCAUCUAGUUCUAAAGGAAAUCACUCAUCCCACAAAAAUUCCAGAUCUAAAAGUCCAAAUUCAUAUUCAUCACACAAAAAAUCAAGAUCUAAAAGUCCAGAUACUCAUUAUAACAGAAAUUCUCAAAGAUCUGCAGCUGUUAGUGCAAAUUCAAAUCGGGAAGUAGAAUCUCGAAAAUCACGAUCUCGUAGUCCACAUUACGAACGUCGUAAAAUGGAAAAGAAGAAAACAAGAGAUAAAAGUCCCCACAAGUCAAGACAUAAACAUCAUAAAUCCAGAUCUCCCUCUGAUAACUAUAAAACAAAAUCUAAGCGAUAUAAUUAAGCCAAAAGGUAAGAAUUUUUCUUUUUUUCUAUUUAUACAUAAGGGAAUGUUUUUAUAAUGGUAGAAAUUGAUAAUCAGGGAGUUCUAAACUUUUUGAAAAUGAUAACAACUUAAGAAUGAGUACUUGAAACCAAAAAAUAUUUUUAUACUAUAUUUUUGUAAUUAACAACAACUUAAUAAGAAUAUUGUCGUUUUAACGGUGAAUUUUAUAUAGAACCUAUUGUGAAUAAUGCUUCCAAGUAUUACAUAAACAUUUAUGUAUUAAUAUC
This is a messenger RNA of Lucilia sericata (common green bottle fly), 2102 nucleotides long. RefSeq names its product U2 small nuclear ribonucleoprotein auxiliary factor 35 kDa subunit-related protein 2. The record is from RefSeq and is a predicted model, not a curated record. Gene Ontology annotation, cellular component: U2AF complex; spliceosomal complex. Gene Ontology annotation, biological process: mRNA splicing, via spliceosome. Gene Ontology annotation, molecular function: pre-mRNA 3'-splice site binding; metal ion binding. Lineage: Eukaryota; Metazoa; Arthropoda; Insecta; Diptera; Calliphoridae. Bases 157 to 1833 code for a protein of 558 amino acids. The transcript has 6 exons.